This is a messenger RNA of Magallana angulata, 1145 nucleotides long. RefSeq lists its product as uncharacterized. The record is from RefSeq and is a predicted model, not a curated record. Bases 208 to 846 code for a protein of 212 amino acids. The transcript is spliced from 7 exons. Lineage: Eukaryota; Metazoa; Mollusca; Bivalvia; Ostreida; Ostreidae.
ACAGAGGAUCAUCGCAAGAUCACGGCUUUGAACGCGUGUGUCGAGCCGAUGACGCUCUAACGUCAGUAUAAAUUUCGAUCAUUUCCAGAACUAAUCAAAUAUCAUUGUUGUCUUACUGAGGGAAAACUGCGAGGGGACAAGCAACUGUCACAAGGGAGAUUUGGUUUGGCUUUGCACACUGACGGUAACUUGGGCUCCAAGUUGGAAAUGUAUCAUUGGAGUAACUGUUGGACUUUUUUAAUAUACAUAAUUUUCACAUUAGCACCGUCCUUGGGGAAUUCGGAUCGAGCAGAUGCAUUUGAUGAAAUGAUUGCAGCGUUCGACACAGAUACGAGACACAUACGAUCUGCAAUUUCUUCGAUAGAGGAUGUAAAACGAGAAAGUCUACAAAGACAGAAUAAUCUGUGUAGAGGGAUGGGACCCAACAACCAUCCUUGCGGACUAACGAGUUUUGAUGUCAGGAAUGUAAGAAGAGGAGACGAUGAAGACAUAGAAGUGGAGACGCUCAAUCGAGGGACACGAUCGUUAGAAGGUAGUAGACCGGACAACCCACCGACCGAAAAGGAAAGAAUGGCCUACAUCGCCAAAUUAGCAAAAAGACGCCAGGACAUGGAUAGGAUAUUAGAGCUCCUAAAUGAAAAGGAAAACAACAUUAGACAAAUAAGAAAACGGACAUGCGCUGUGGAGUUGGGAGGGGCCUGUCGCACGGAAUGGGCAUCAGCCAUUGCGGAUCAGUAUUAUUACCUUAUGGGACCCCAUGGACCCGGCAAGAGAAGGAGGAGGUCGCUAAUUAACGUACUAACGGGGAAAUUAUCGCAUAUAUCCACCUCAAACAAAGGGCAUUGAGUUUCUGAGAAACAAGUGAUGUGUGUCAAACAUCUGUGAUCUCCUCUAUACAGAAGCGGCUUUAAUGAAUAUCAUAUAUGGAACUUUUCCUGUAUAUAAAAUCAUCUUGUUCACGGUUUUUUUCCCUUCAUCUUCCCUAUACAUGUACAGUAUGCACGGUUUGUGUGUGUUUCUAUAAUAUUGUGUCAUGUUUAUUACAUGAAGUCUCUAAUUUCCUCAUUCUUUUUUUCAAACUUAUUUAUUGAAUUAAAUCUGAAUCUGAUGUUUGUUUUAAUAAAGUGUUAUAUUUGGCAACGUUG